This is a messenger RNA of Uloborus diversus, 847 nucleotides long. RefSeq lists its product as uncharacterized. The record is from RefSeq and is a predicted model, not a curated record. The transcript is spliced from 6 exons. Bases 1 to 552 code for a protein of 183 amino acids. NCBI's taxonomy places the organism in Eukaryota, Metazoa, Arthropoda, Arachnida, Araneae, Uloboridae.
AUGACGAAAGAGUGGAAAACUCCUUACUCGUCGACGUAUCCAAAAGCGACUGUCAUAUUCUUUCUCUUUGCCUUUGUUGGAUGUUUUGCACUUCUAAACAACACGAAAUCAAGGCCUCUUCUAAAGUUCUGCUUCAACUCCAGAGAUCAGUUUGUGGCCGCACAGUGCGUACUUUGUGAUUUUUACCAGUUCUCAGCUACGGUUUUAGGAUGCAACGGGAGGACGUCUGCUCUUCUUAGUAACAUCACAUCAACUGAAGCCGUAUGCAUCAUAUCUAACUGUCUACAACAAGUGCGGCAGGCGCAGCCGCAGUUCACGGGCCGUCGCAAGAGAGACGAACCGACGCCCGUCCCGAGCAUCGAACACCUCAUCGACGUAGACGAGAAAGAGAUCCUGGACGAGAAGGAGGAGAUGGCCGCCGCAUCCACGUCCAUGAAGGAACUCUUCCAGCAGUACGUGAUGCUGGACGAGACUCAGAUGAAGGAGCUGGAAGAGCAGGUCGUGGACAGGGUCGAGGUCAACGUGGACGCGCAGGAUUAUGAAUAUGAGUGAAAGGGCAGUUCACUUAUCGGCCACCCGUCCCGUCCAUCCCGUUUUUUGACGUGACGGACUGCCGAGGAAAUCAGAGUAGCAUUCACAUAUGGUCGCCGCACAUCAAUCACGUGGCUGAAAUCACCCGCUAGGGAGAAGAGCUCGCUGAUGGGCGGAAACCAAUCAAAUGCUGUCCUACUUUUGACGGCCGUCAGAUAUCGAAGUUCUUCUGAUCAAAACCGGUCCUGUCCAAGAUGGCUUGCUGUUAUGGCAACCAGCAAAGAAAACCUGUUUCGGGUGGAAAAACUCGGGAUGG